AUGCGGUCUUGGCACGUCCUGCUGGCCCUCGUCGGGUUCGCAACAGCCACGUGCUAUUAUGCGAACAAGUCCCGGAUGACCGAUUCCUUCAUCGCAUGCGGUGUGGACGGCUUUUCAUCAUGCUGUUGGGAGGGUGAAACAUGCCUGGAGAAUGGAUUAUGCCAGGAAGCCAGUGGGAAGUGGUACCGUGGGCCCUGUGAUAAUCCAGACUGGGACGGAUGUUAUCAGGCGUGCGUGAAGCACAAAGACGACAUCGGUUGCUGUGGAGAGAACUCUGCCGAGUAUUUCUCUGCGACACUAUCGUCUUCCUCCGAGCCUACCGUCUCAGAGACCGAGCCUACCGUCUCAGUGACCGAGUCAUCUUCCUCCAAGUCCACCAUCUACGUGACGGCAUCCCCUUCCUCGAACCCCACCGUUUACGUGACCGCAUCGCCAGACCCAUCCAAGCCCUUGCCCGCGGGCACCAUUACCGGUAUCGCUAUGGGCGGAGUGGUCGUGCUGGGAUCCAUCGGUGCGAUUAUCUGGGUUUUGCUCCGUCGAAGAGGGCCCAAGCCCGAUGCAGGAGACCAAGGCGUCCUUAUGCAGAUGCAACAACCACAAGUUGGGAGUCCUAUAGGCCCGCCAAAUAUCGAUAUGGCCGGCGUGAUGGGUAUGGGAAUGGGAAUGGGGACAGUGUUAGGAGCGGCCGUUGUCGGUGUGAAUACUGGCGAGAACCGGGAGCCAUAUAUGACCGAGAUACACGAUGGGCUUAAGAUGCAUUCCCCCGGAGCCGAGAAGAGUGCCGCUGCAAAGACGUCACCACCAGUUGAAAUAGAUGACGGCGUGAGGAUGCAGCCGCCAGUGAAGAUGGAGGUUCAUGUAACGACGGCGCCGAUGCAGCCGCACUCGCAGCCUGCGGUUCGGAAGGAUGUUUUUGAGGUGUGA
Ilyonectria robusta is the source of this 924-nucleotide messenger RNA. RefSeq lists its product as uncharacterized. The coding region runs from base 1 to 924 and encodes 307 amino acids. The transcript has 2 exons. The record is from RefSeq and is a predicted model, not a curated record. NCBI's taxonomy places the organism in Eukaryota, Fungi, Ascomycota, Sordariomycetes, Hypocreales, Nectriaceae.